Lichtheimia ornata is the source of this 888-nucleotide messenger RNA. RefSeq lists its product as uncharacterized. The transcript has 8 exons. The record is from RefSeq and is a predicted model, not a curated record. Bases 1 to 888 code for a protein of 295 amino acids. Gene Ontology annotation, molecular function: GTPase activator activity. Gene Ontology annotation, biological process: activation of GTPase activity. Lineage: Eukaryota; Fungi; Mucoromycota; Mucoromycetes; Mucorales; Lichtheimiaceae.
AUGAAUUCAAAUCACGAUGAAGCCCAGUCGAACUACAAUGACUUUAACGAGAUCUUGCAAUCGGAGGUCUAUGUUGAUUUGGAGCGUUUGCGAAUGUUAGCGAGACAUGGCGUCCCGAAUGAACUCCGUGGGGAGGUUUGGAAAUAUCUAUUGGGUGUCCAACAAGCUGAUCGAUCCAAGGAACUUAGCAUGUCCAAGGCCAGGAAGGAUGAUUAUCUACAAAUGGAUAAGACAGACCCUGAUGUGGCAAAGCGUAUUCGAGGUGAAGUCUCACGAUUGCAACGACGUGUUCCAAUGUUGGAUGGUCGCCAUUAUCUUGCUCGCUUCGAAAAUGUCAUCAUCGCCUAUUUGAACACCAAUCGAGAUGCCGAGUAUCAUCCAGCCAUGGUAUCCUUAUGUGCACCAUUUAUAUACGUCCUCGAUGAAGAAUGGGAUGCCUAUUAUUGCUUUGAACAAGUCAUGCAAGCUUUAGACGAGCAUUAUACCAUGAAUACUACGGUCAAAGAAAGCGUUGCCAAGUUUAUGACCCUCUUCCGUUAUAUACUGCCAGAAUUAUGCAAUUACUUUGAAGAGGAAGAGGUGAACAUACACGAAUGGAUAACGUCUUGGCUGCAAUACAUGCUUUCUCGAGAAAUGAGAUUUGAAGACCUUAUACGGUUAUGGGAUGCGUACUUUGCUAUGCCUGACUUUUUGGAAUUCCAUCCCUUUGUUUGUCUCGCCAUUCUCUUCAACUUUCGGGAGAGCCUGGAAGACUUGGAGCAAUCAGAAAUCAGGACGAUGUUACUUUGUUUACCUUACAUGCGUAUUGAGCGAGUAUUGGUAGAGGCAUACAACUUGCGACAUGAAAGUAUGGAGCGACAACUCUCGGAAGAUGGAGGAUAUCUAUAA